AUGGAUCCCGCCGCCUUCGCGGGGCUCCUCCAUUACAUCUACACGGACUCGCUCGCCGACGACUGCACCGCGGGCAGGGUCGUGGCGGCGCAGCACCUGCUCGUGGCCGCGGACCGGUACGGGCUCGACAGGCUGAGGGUGCUGUGCGAGGCGAGGCUGUGUGGCUGGAUCGACGUGCAGUCGGUGGCGACCACCUUGGCGUUGCCCGAGCGGCACCAGUGUGCCAAGCUCAGAGAAGCUUGCCUCAGGUUCCUGUCCUGGCCGGACAUGCUUCGCGCUGCCAUGAAAACGGAGGGGUUCGGCCAUCUCAUUGCGAGCUACCCUUCGGUUGCCAGCGAUAUCUUGGACAAGGUCGUCUCGGCAAGAGUUGACGAUCAUUGA
This is a messenger RNA of Miscanthus lutarioriparius, 381 nucleotides long. NCBI's taxonomy places the organism in Eukaryota, Viridiplantae, Streptophyta, Magnoliopsida, Poales, Poaceae. The record is from the annotation of a GenBank genome assembly.